AUGGUCGAGGACUUGGACACGCUAUGGGAGAUUUUCGCCGCUGCUGUAACGGAUCGGGAAGCGACAAACUUAAUUUGCAUCCUUGAUGGUCUCGACGAAAUGGAAAUAGUGUCUCAAAGAAAACUCCUGGAGUGUGUGAACAAGCUGUACAACAAAAAAGACCUUGAAGCUCGGCCAUUCGUCAAAUUCAUCAUAUUUAGUCGUCCCGAGAACACCAUCAAGACUUGUUUCACCCGCAACGUGGCCACUGUUCGGCUUCGGGGAGAAGAUGAGGCUGAGGCUAUCAGUAAGGACGUUGAAAUGGUAGUUCGGAACCACAUGAAUGAGUUGGAGAGACAAUGUCUUCCCCGGAAUGUGCUGAUGGAGCUGCAACAAGUGUUGAUUCACAAAGCUGACCGCACAUUCUUGUGGACUACUCUGAUGAUUAGUCUUCUGGAAGAUACUGCGAUGGAUGGCGCUUCGGAGAAAGAGCUAAAGGAACUCCUUGGAAACCGAGACAUUGACAACGUCUACGCCGCCUUACUAGCCAGAAGCACUAACAGAGAUCGAUCGAAGAAGCUAUUACAAAUAGUCCUGGGAGCUCGACGGCCCCUUACGCUCUGGGAGCUCAACGUUGCCCUCGCCGUCUCUCCGCAAAAGCCUAGCUUCCGAAACCUGCAAUCUGAGCUCAAACAUCUGAUGGAGAAUUAUGUAAAGGCAACCUGUGGGCAUUUCAUUCGCGUCAUCCACGAAAGAGUUUAUUUAGUUCACCAAACUGCCCGAGAGUUCCUCCUUCAGCAACAUGGAGACACUAACCCGUCCCAACUGGGCCACUGGUAUCAAUCACUGAAGCAAGUCGAGUGUGACAAUGUUGUCCCGAGAAGCUGCAUCUCUAGUCUUUUCCUCGUCACAGUGGCCGAUGAUCAGAGCGAUGAAAUGCCUCAACCGCAGUUGCUUUUCCCCUACGCCCGCGGCAACUGGUUUCAGCACUGCCAUAAUAGCAACCUGGAUACAUUUCAAGAAAUAGUGCAUGUUGCUCUUCGUCUUCAUGACCAGUGGCCGAAAUCCCCCAGUGAAUGGUUCUUUGCACAUAGCCUCAUCCUUCAAUUGAACAAUUGGCAGUUUGUCGCCCCAGAUAACGAUAGUUGGAAUGUUCCAAGGGCCAAAGUUGUUUUCAUCCUCGAUACGAUCACUAAGACUCUUCUUUGUGAUCCUCGAUUAGAUGUUCGAGCCUGCGAUCGCGACACGAGAACUAUUCUUCAUUAUGCAGCCGCAGCAGGAUCGUUGAAUCUUGUGCAAGCCUUGCUGUCCAGAGGAGUACAGAUCUCUGCAAGGAACCGUGAUUUCAAUACCCCUCUACACGUGGCAGCCAAUUUUUAUGCACAGAAUAAUUCCAGAGUAGAUAGAGCAGGGAUGGCCUAUUACAGCAGGCCCGCCUCAGAGACCAGGCGCGUCAUUGACUAUCUCAUCAGGCAGGGGGCUCAUAUUGAUGCCGUUGGUUAUAACGCAAGAACCCCCUUGAUAAUAGCAACGCAGUGUGGCGCCAUGGACUUGGUCGAAAUCUUCUGUUCGCACGACGCGAACGCGAACGCGACGGACACCACCGGGAUGACGCCCCUAAUGUUUGCUGUUGAGCAAGGCUCAUUUAACUUAGUCAAGUGUCUGAUCUCCCACGGUGCCAAUGUUAACUGCGCACGUGUUAACGGUGAGACACCUUUGCUAUUAGCAUCAGAGAGGGGCUUGACGGAGAUCGUCGCGGCACUGCUUGCUCACGGGGCGGAUGUCAAUGCCAAAGGACGGAACAAGAGGACUGCCUUGCAUUGGGCUGUUGAGAAUGUAAAUCACUCAACAAUAGAGGCCAUUCUUGACAAAGACCCAGAUUUGUCUCAAUUCGACUCUAAUGGCGAUACUGCUUUUCGAAUUCUUAAAAGAAGACCGACUAUAAGUGGAGAUCUACCAGGUCGCUUGAAAGGACCCUUUGAAUAA
Penicillium odoratum is the source of this 1965-nucleotide messenger RNA. Its product is annotated as ankyrin repeat domain-containing protein. The record is from RefSeq and is a predicted model, not a curated record. Gene Ontology annotation, molecular function: protein binding. The transcript has a single exon. NCBI's taxonomy places the organism in Eukaryota, Fungi, Ascomycota, Eurotiomycetes, Eurotiales, Aspergillaceae. Gene Ontology annotation, cellular component: cytoplasm. Bases 1 to 1965 code for a protein of 654 amino acids.